Cryptococcus wingfieldii CBS 7118 is the source of this 612-nucleotide messenger RNA. RefSeq lists its product as hypothetical. The record is from RefSeq and is a predicted model, not a curated record. The transcript is spliced from 5 exons. Gene Ontology annotation, cellular component: 90S preribosome; preribosome, small subunit precursor; nucleolus. Gene Ontology annotation, biological process: maturation of SSU-rRNA from tricistronic rRNA transcript (SSU-rRNA, 5.8S rRNA, LSU-rRNA). The coding region runs from base 1 to 612 and encodes 203 amino acids. Lineage: Eukaryota; Fungi; Basidiomycota; Tremellomycetes; Tremellales; Cryptococcaceae.
AUGCCUCGAGUCGGCCGUGCCAAAAUCCGUCAUCACGCCGCUGCGGUGGCUGUCCAGAAGAACCAAAGCAACGAUGCUCCCGAGGGUCAGCCGUUUGCUGCUCCUACCCCUGUGACUGAACCUGUCGCGGUCAAGGAAGACCGGACAACCAAAAAGUUGAAAGGUUUGAAGGUCCCACCGGAAGGAUUGGAAGCUGGCAAAGCUCCUCACCCUUACUUUGUUCCCUCCAAAUCUCAUCUCAGACGGCAGAAGCGCAGGGCGCGCGAUAUAGCUGGUGGCCUCUCUUCAUUGGAGAAUGCCUUGUCUUCCAUCGCCCCUGAAGCUGCCGUACCCAACCCUCCGGCUUCUCUGGCGAUAAACAAAAAGACGAAGAAAGAUGUGGUCAAGACCAAAGAACAAAGAGAUGAGGAGAGAAGAAAAAGACUGGAAGAAGAGAGAGAGCGCGGAAAGAUUGGAGAAGGCAAGGGCAGAACUCUGGGAGAGAAGAAGAGGAGAGAUAUCAUCCAAGAAAGCGCAAAAAGAAUACCAGCUGUCAUGGGACAUCCAGCCUUCAAGCAAAACCCGUGGGCUGCCAUCAGGGAGCACGCUGGAAACACCUUGGCGCAAAAGUAG